AUUCUCCAAAGUCAUCUUUUCCCUUCAACUACUGUCCAAUCUCUCGCGGUACCGGAUAAUACCUUUAACGAUUUAUGUUGGCAAUGGUUUCCAAUCGACAGGAUAAAUGCGUAUGAAGAAGAUAGCGAAUUUUGGAUCUUGAAACAAGAAUCGGAUAAAGAUCCAGAAAUUACUUAA
Messenger RNA from Racocetra persica, 177 nucleotides. NCBI's taxonomy places the organism in Eukaryota, Fungi, Glomeromycota, Glomeromycetes, Diversisporales, Gigasporaceae. The record is from the annotation of a GenBank genome assembly.